AUGGCCAUGAUAAUGAAAACCAUACGAACUACAUCACCACCACCACCAAAAGCCCAGUAUCACCAAAAGCCCAACACCAUCAGAAGCUACACCGGCACAACCAGAAAAACCAGCAACAGCAAAAGAAACAGCAAUACGAAGUACAGCAAGAAGAAGACGUCUAUGACGUCUGUUGUCAUCUUCACGACGACACACAUCAGAAUUACGUCGCCAUAUGUUGCGGACAAACAGACCGAUGACAGCCAAGGAAGCCGAGCAGGCAACUGCCGCGAGGCGGACGCGGACGAGAAGGACAAACUGCUGAGGUCGAGGGGGGAUUCGCUCGAGGAUCACCACAAAUUCAUCAAACACCAGAUGAUAUCCUCUAUGUUGAAGAUCUGA
Molecule: messenger RNA, 381 nt
Organism: Clonostachys rhizophaga
Lineage: Eukaryota; Fungi; Ascomycota; Sordariomycetes; Hypocreales; Bionectriaceae
Source: the annotation of a GenBank genome assembly